AUGACCGAGAUUGUAAUGGACCAGACACCGCCCAUUCUUCAGGGCCCCUCAGAAAAGGAACGCAAAUAUGAUCGCCAGUUGCGCCUCUGGGCAGCGAGUGGUCAAGCCGCCCUUGAAUCGGCAAACAUCCUGCUCGUAAACUCUGGCGCUGGUACAGUGGGUGUUGAGACUCUCAAGAAUCUUAUCUUGCCAGGCAUCGGGCGGUUCGUCAUUCACGAUAAUGCGCUGGUGGACGAGGCCGAUUUGGGUGUCAACUUCUUCUUGGACGAUGGCUGUUAUGGAAAACCUCGAGCACAAUGCCUGGCGAGUCUGCUUGGGGAGUUGAACCCAGAAGUUGAGGGAGACUGGUCACCAAAGACCAAGAACGACUCACUGGGGUCUCUUCUUAAGAAAUCCCCCUUAUUUACCGCCAUCAUGUACACAUAUCCCAUCAACCACGUCGAGCUGGAGCCCCUCGAACAGUACAGCAAAGAGCACAAGACGCCACUAAUAGCAGUCCACUCGACUGGCUUUUAUUCGUAUUUCACCGUCAGACUCCCCGGAACAUUCCCGAUAGUCGACACUCACCCAGACGAGACGGCAACCACAGACCUUCGACUCCUCAGCCCCUGGCCUGAGUUGGUCGAAUUUGCCAAAAAUAUGACCAAGGAUAUCGACGGCUUAGACAACUUUGAGCACGGUCACCUGCCAUACGUCGUAAUAUUGCUUCAUUACUUGGAUCAGUGGAAGGCAACACACAAUGGUGCCUACCCCUCAAAUUACAAGGAGAAGACGGAAUUCAGACAGCUAGUGCGAGACGCCGCCAGGACAGACAACCCCGAGGGUGGCGAAGAGAACUUCGACGAGGCUGCUGCUGCCGUCCUAAAAACGGUCACCUCCUCUUCUCUACCAUCAGGGCUGAAGGAGGUGUUUAAGUACGAGCACAAGGACACUAUCCAAGAGAGGCCAAUGUUCUGGAUCAUCGCGGACGCGGUCAAUGUGUUCUAUACUAAGCACGGCUCCCUGCCACUUCCGGGCAAUGUUCCGGACAUGAAGGCCCAGUCCAAGGUCUACCUCCAACUCCAGAACAUCUACAAGACCAAGGCUCGCAAGGACGCGGCCGAAGUCCUGCAGACGGCACAAGCGAUUGCGGGGGCGGGACGAGAGGUGGAUCCUGCAGAAGUCGACCUCUUCUGCAAGAACGCAGCAUUCGUCAAGCUGAUCAAUGUAGAGGGUGGAGGAGACACUGCCCCUCUUGGCAGCAAAGAGAGGCUUCAACAGGUGCUUCGAACGGAGAUGGCCAAUGACCAGAUGGCGGAAAUGACAUUACAGCCCAUGUCGCUCUUCCCAAUCUACUUGGCUAUGAGGGGUCUGGCGUAUUGUGGGAACGCAUCGGCCGACAAGACGCAGCUCGUUGAGGCCGUCAAGAGCUUGCUCUCCGAUAAUCUGUCGAACGAGGAGGAGUACGGGGACAUCAAUGAGAAGCUGGGGAAUGUGGCAGAGGACCUUGCCCGAGCCGAGUACGGCGAGCUACACAACAUCUCCGCACUCACGGGUGGUAUGGUGGCUCAGGAGAUGAUUAAGAUCAUCACCAAGCAGUACAUCCCCAUCGACAACACGUGUGUAUUCGACGGCAUCAAGAGCCGAACGCAGGUCUUCCGCGUAUGA
This is a messenger RNA of Sordaria macrospora k-hell, 1647 nucleotides long. RefSeq lists its product as uncharacterized. Gene Ontology annotation, biological process: protein neddylation. NCBI's taxonomy places the organism in Eukaryota, Fungi, Ascomycota, Sordariomycetes, Sordariales, Sordariaceae. Gene Ontology annotation, cellular component: cytoplasm. Gene Ontology annotation, molecular function: NEDD8 activating enzyme activity. The record is from RefSeq and is a predicted model, not a curated record.